Messenger RNA from Laccaria bicolor S238N-H82, 2434 nucleotides. RefSeq lists its product as uncharacterized. The transcript has a single exon. NCBI's taxonomy places the organism in Eukaryota, Fungi, Basidiomycota, Agaricomycetes, Agaricales, Hydnangiaceae. Bases 1 to 2382 code for a protein of 793 amino acids. The record is from RefSeq and is a predicted model, not a curated record.
AUGCCCGCCACACGGCAAGUCAUCGACCGCAUGAUUGAAUCGCUCAAACAAGCGGCAGCGCUCAUAACUUCAUACCGAAGGCAGAGCACCGUUGCCCGCCGACUCAGCAUCACGAAUAGGGACAAGUUUACCACGACCGCUCAAAGUGUCAACACUUGCUGCCAGGAUCUGAUGCUCAGCCUUCAAAUUCAUCAAUCGAGCAAAAUCGAAAUCCUUACUCGCGACAUCCCGAUUGACGACGAUGAUAAGGCGGCGGAGACGUUCGUCGCCGAACAUGGGAGUCUUGAGGCAAUACAGCACGAUAGGGAGCUCGUCAAAGAGUUCGCACAGCAGCAGCACCUCGUCAUGGACGAUACCGUGAUGGACCAGCUGAACGCCAACCUCACAGACACUAUCCAGCAAAAUCAGGCCCGUCUGGAAGUCAUUUUGAAAGAUAACGUUAACUCCGCCGUUCUUGAUGGUUUCAAGGGGUUGGUUGCAGAGCUAAAUGCCGCUGAGUCUGAGCAGCGUUUCCACUGUGUGCAAUGUGACAAGGAGUUCACUAAUGCCACCAACGGACUCAAGUCUUGCUCUUUCCAUCGCGGGGAAUAUGAUUCAUGGGGGCAAAGCUAUCCUUGCUGUGGUACGGGCCACCCAUGUCAAUUUCAACCCCAUCGUGCAAAGCAUCAUUGUGAUUAUCCUUAUGGUGCAUUCUUCCCGCGUGCUAGAGCUAUCACAGGAUACGUUGACACUGUUGACGAAUGGGCAUCUGUUGAGGACACCAACCUUGAGGAUGACGGAGUGAAGAAGGCAUCUGUUGGCCAGCUUCUGCGCUGGGUAUCUCGUGGUGAACGCCUGGAUGAAGCAACCAUCCUUAUUAGCGUUGGUACAAUCUGGUACACCGAACCAUACUACUUCAACACGUUCACUGCGAAGGAGAUGGAAACGAUCACAAGAUCUGUUCGUCUUAGUCGGCGGACUCUCAUCUUUCGAACCUCAACCAGCGAGAGUGAGUUCGCCAUGGCCGAAUGGAUCCUAUCUGUUUCCGGUAAGAUCACGGGUGUCAGGCUCACAGCCAAGUCUGCUACAUCGACGAACCCAUAUGUCCGCGUUUGUCCCAUUGACAUGGCCAAGGCAACGAAGUCAGGCGACAUAAUGACUCUUUCCGAAGGAGGGAUGCGAUCGUACAUACCCGCCUCACCCUACAUUCUCCCUGCUACCAUCCGAGCAGGACCAGAGAUCAGCGACAUCCAGAUUCGCCCUCCCCGUACCAACUUCAAGACCAAAACGUCUCCGGCUCUCCGCGUAAUUCUCAAAACGAUGUCGGACCCACCAUUGAAAGCCAAUCCAGAACUAGCGAGCUCGAAGGUGGAUUACUUUCAGGGCGUCGUGUCCGUGUUCAAUAACAACGCUGCGGCUUCGAACAACCCCAUCACUAUCGCCUCUGCCUCUGCUUCCUAUCGCUUAGUUGGGGAUCCCACUUACAACCCUUGUGAGGCCCUCAAACUCACAGAUCGUGCAGAGCUGCCUAUUACUAUAGAGCCACGCCAGUCAUGGUCUUUGAAAUUUGAAGCGGCCGUGCCGAGGUCAGAGGACGAUGUGAAGCUUGACAUCAAAUGGUGGAACCGCGCUAUUGUUGCACGCCAUAGGCCGAUCCGGAUCAAAAUCACUCUCGAAGACAUCGAAGGCGAGGAGUGUUCCCUUGUGCUCGAAUAUGUCUUCAAGCCAUACCCUUUCAACAAAUCUGGCGCCAAUGAUAUCGGAGAGUUCUUCUUUGAUGACCCAGUUCUCCUGCAGCGCAAUUGUAUCAGAGUGGAGAAAUGUGACGCUGGUGGGACUGGCGUGGUGAAGAUUGCUGGAAAUGAGAUUGAGACGAAGCGCCUUGAGAAAAUUGUGUAUCGGGCGCUGAAAACUGGGAAGACGGAGGUUGAUCUAGAGAUUGGGCAGGAGAAGGAUUAUGGGACGUGGGAGUGGGCUGCAUGGGCGCUCAUCGACUUCUCUUGCCGCCGAGUUUAUGCCUUCAAAAUCAUGGUGAAAGAGGGCAAGUUGGUGGAGAAGAAAAGACUUGGGUGCCUUGGAUACGUGUUGUGUCCCCCGUACGGAGAGAGUGUGGACAAGCAGCGUCCAAUCAGCUAUGCUACGGAAUUCGUCAAGCUGGCCCAACUGGAACCGUAUCCAGUGCAACAGAUCGUUACGGAUGAUGCCUUCGACGAUUUCAAGCCGGUCGUUCCUCCCAAACCAAUCAUUUCUCCUGUCUCUCCUACCUCACCUUCAGCUCAACCUCAGGUUCCUGGAGACCUCGCUCAACGGUUGACUUCGAUUGAUUUUAACCUCUCCCGCAUCGCUACUGCACUCGAGAGACUUGUUUCGCAUGUGGAAGGCCAGGUGCCACCGUCCGGUUAGAAUGAUUCCUCGAAAGUACUUAGUGGGUUUGUGAUGCAUCAAUAUUCACUCA